Sorghum bicolor (sorghum) is the source of this 1877-nucleotide messenger RNA. Its product is annotated as synaptotagmin-5. The coding region runs from base 191 to 1726 and encodes 511 amino acids. The transcript is spliced from 11 exons. NCBI's taxonomy places the organism in Eukaryota, Viridiplantae, Streptophyta, Magnoliopsida, Poales, Poaceae. Gene Ontology annotation, cellular component: endoplasmic reticulum. Gene Ontology annotation, molecular function: lipid binding. The record is from RefSeq and is a predicted model, not a curated record.
UUAUUAUUGUUACCACGCGAAAAAAUCGGUCCCAAAUGCAGCGUUAGCAGUAAUAAACAAUCUGGAGAGACAAUCGUUAUCGAUUUGAUCCAAGAAUUUCCGUAUGUAAUUGCUACCUUUUGACUUCAAAUCUUUUUCUUCCUCCCUGGUUCCUUCUCUUUCGUGGCGCGUUGAGAAGAGGACAGAAGAAAUGGGGUUCAUAUCGGGAGUCAUAAUGGGGAUGAUCGUCGGCGUCGCCCUGAUCGCGGGCUGGGCGCGCGCCAUGGCUCGCCGCGCCGCCAAACGCAGCAACAAGGCUGCGGAUGUCAGUGCACUAGGAUCUCUCAACCGUGAAGACGUGAAGAAAAUAUGUGGAGAAAAUGUUCCCCAAUGGAUAUCAUUUCCAGAAUAUGAGCAGGUCAAAUGGCUCAACAAACAAUUGAGCAAGCUUUGGCCCUUUGUGGAAGAGGCAGCAACCAUGGUCAUCAGGGAUUCUGUCGAACCUAUACUGGAUGAUUAUCGACCACCAGGGAUAUCCUCACUGAAGUUCAGCAGACUCUCCCUUGGGACUGUUCCACCGAAAAUAGAAGGCAUUCGGAUUCAGAGUUUUAAGAAAGGGCAGAUUACAAUGGACAUGGACUUCCGGUGGGGUGGGGAUCCAAAUAUUAUUCUUGCAGUCGAAACACUUGUUGCUUCGCUUCCCAUUCAGUUUAAGAACCUUCAAGUGUACACCAUCAUCCGUGUUGUCUUCCAAUUGUCGGACGAGAUACCAUGCAUAUCUGCUGUUGUCGUUGCUCUUAUGGCAGAGCCAAAACCGAGAAUCGACUACAUACUCAAAGCCGUGGGAGGAAGCCUGACCGCAGUGCCUGGCCUUUCAGACAUGAUUGACGAUACAGUGGCGUCAGUGAUCACUGACAUGCUCCAAUGGCCACACAGAAUCGUUGUUCCACUGGGUGGAGUCGACGUUGACGUCAGUGAUCUUGAGCUGAAGCCACACGGGAAGCUCACGGUCACUGUGGUCCGCGCGGAAUCCCUCAAGAACAAGGAACUCAUCGGCAAAUCCGACCCCUACGUGGUCCUGUUCAUACGCCCAAUGUUCAAGGAGAAGACCAGCGUCAUUGACGACAACCUCAACCCUCAUUGGAACGAAACGUUCCAUCUGAUCGCGGAGGACAAGGAGACGCAGUCCCUAGUUCUUGAGGUGUUCGAUGAGGACAACAUGAAGCAAGACAAGAGGCUUGGCAUCGCAAAGCUGCCCCUUAGCGACCUGGAGAUGGAGACCGUGCAGGAGGUGAACCUGCAGCUGCUGUCGUCGCUGGACACGACCAAGGUCAAGGACAAGAAGGACAGGGGCAUGCUCAGCAUCAAGGUGGUGUACCACCAGUUCACCAACGCAGAGGCGCGGGAGGCCCUGGAGCUGGAGAAGCAGACCGUGGAGGAGCGGCGGAAGGUGAAGAGCGAGACGGCGGCCGUCAGCGGCGCCGCGGACGGGGCAAGCAGCGGCACGGCGUCCACGGUCACCCACGUGGCCGGCACGGGCGUCGCGGCGGCCGGCACGGGUGACUCCCGUGCCGGCUCCAGCGGUGGGAUGGGCAUCGGCGCUGUGGGCUCCGGCAUUGGCGCGUUCGGCAGUGGACUCCAUAAGGCCGGCAAGUCAGCCGGCAAGUUCGUCGGCCGGACUGUCACGGGACCCUUCAGCAGCGCUAGGCGCAGCGCCAGCAACGUCCCCAACGUCGUUGACGAGUGACGAAACUAGCCUAGCAGCUGCUAGUUUGUUACAUUAAUUAAUUAGAAAUUGUCCACAACUCCUUUGUUAUAUAGGCUUUGCUUCGAUGUCACAUGCAGUCAGACGUGUUUAACACAACUUUUAUAACGUGCUUCUGGUUUAGCUUUUGCUU